Messenger RNA from Maniola jurtina (meadow brown), 2335 nucleotides. It is a transcript of the gene cactin, whose product is annotated as cactin. NCBI's taxonomy places the organism in Eukaryota, Metazoa, Arthropoda, Insecta, Lepidoptera, Nymphalidae. Gene Ontology annotation, cellular component: cytoplasm; spliceosomal complex. Gene Ontology annotation, biological process: mRNA cis splicing, via spliceosome. The transcript has 14 exons. Gene Ontology annotation, molecular function: protein binding. The record is from RefSeq and is a predicted model, not a curated record. The coding region runs from base 202 to 2310 and encodes 702 amino acids.
UAUGAUUGAGCAUUAACGUCACAAUAUUUGUUGUGAAAUAUUCAUAAUCAUAUCUUAAGAAAUAUUUUAAGAUUUUCUCAGUACUUUCCGAGACAAUUCCAUGUAAAUUGUCUGUUUUGAAAUGAUGUUUUGUUAUUUUAGCUAGUUUUCUUUUCGUAAGAAAUAAGAUGCCUUAAAGGUAGUAUAAAAAAGUGCCAGAAAAUGUCAUCAAAACAAUCAGUGAGCAGAUAUGAGUCUCGCAGUAGAUCACUUGAAAAGCAUCAGAGUUCCAGAGCUAGGAGUAGAGACCAAGACAGGGGUAGAUCAAGAUCAAAGAGUAAGCACAAGUCCUCCAGCAGAGAGAAGACAUCAAAACACAAAAAGAGCAAGAAGAAGAAGAAGAAAUCCAGCAGCAGCUCAUCUAGCAGUUCCUCCAGUGACAGUGAUGAGGAGGAGUUAAAGCUACUGCAACGGCUGGAGGCAGAGAGGUUGAGAUUGAGAGAAGAGAAGAAGAAGCAGAAAGAGUUGCUGAAGGCCAAUGAAACUCCUGAGGAGAAGAGAGCGCGGCGUCUGAGAGAAAAGCAAGAAAAGGAGCGCAAGCGUCGCGAGCGCAUGGGUUGGGACAAUGAGUACCAGUGCUACACCAACCAAGACAACCCCUUUGGUGACUCGGCUCUUACACACACCUUCGUGUGGUCCAAGAAGCUGGCCAAGGAGGGCGUCAAGACCGUGUCGCGCGACGAGCUGGAGGCCCUGAACAGACAGAAGCAGAUGGAGAACAAGAUUGAGCUGGAGAAGGUGAAGCAGCGUCGGCUGGAGCGCGAGGCGGAGCGCGCGGCGCGCGAGGCGGAGGCGGCGGCCGCGGCGCGCGCGCGCGAGGCGGCGCAGUUCCACAGCUGGGCGCGCCACGAGGAUGCCUUCCAUCUGCAUCAGGCGCGCCUCAGGAGCCAGAUUCGCAUCCGCGAUGGACGAGCCAAACCGAUAGACCUGCUAGCGUGGUACGUGAGUUCAGAGCAGUGUGUGGACGCGUUGGAGAUGCAUGAGCCCUACACAUACCUCAAUGGAUUGCACGCACAGGACUUGGAGGAUCUACUUGAGGAUAUUAAGGUAUACAAGGAGCUGGAGCAGAACGCGAACCAGUCGUACUGGGAAGACGUUCAGACCAUCGUGGUGGACGAGCUCAGCAAGCUGCGCAGACUGCACGCGCCCGGCGCGCGGCGCGACGGCGUGCACGAGGCCGUCGCCGAGGACGUCACGCAGAUCUUCAAGGGCAAGACGGGCGCGCAGCUGGAGGCGCUGCAGGCGCAGAUCGAGCACAAGAUCAGCGGCAAGAAGGACGGCGUGGACGUGCCCUACUGGGAGAGCCUGCUGAGCCAGCUCAAAGCUCACAUGGCGCGCGCGCGUCUGCGGGAUCGUCACCAAGAAAACCUUCGAAGGAAGCUGCAGCUGCUCAAGCGAGAGCAGGGCGUGCAGCUCGCCGAGCCCGGCUCCGACGCGCAGGGGUCGCAAAGCCCCGAGCUCAAGGCAGAAGCGGGUCCAUCGGAGGCGGACAAGCAGCCGAGCGCCCCCGAGCCCGAAGACGCCGAGCGCAACGAAGACGCGGAGGAGGAGGAAGCGUGGAGCGUGUCGCAGUACACGGCCGGGAACUACUCCCCGCAGUACCUCGGGCCCGGCGCGCUGGAGCCCGGCACUCUGCUGACGGAGGCGGAGGAGGACGUGCAGAGGCUCGCGUACCUGCGCUCGCGGCUGCACGCCGCCGCCGCCGCCUCCAUACACGCCGCUGCGCUGCUCGCGAGUCAGGCUUCAGCGCCGGCGGCAGCGGGCGCGGCGGCGGGCGACGCGUCCACGGCCGCGCUGACGGCCGCCGCGCGCCGCGCCAUGGACGGCUCGGCCGCGGACGGCAACGCGGCGCAGUUCAGCGUGGAGCAGCCGCUGCCCGACCAGCCGUGUCUGUGGGCCGACAAGUACCGCCCGAGGAAACCGAGAUACUUCAACAGAGUGCACACGGGCUUCGAGUGGAACAAGUACAACCAGACCCACUACGAUAUGGACAAUCCGCCGCCCAAGAUCGUGCAGGGCUACAAGUUCAACAUCUUCUACCCCGACCUCAUCGACAAGAACGCCACACCCGAGUUUUCACUGAAACCGUGUCCAGAAAACCCGGAGUUUGCAGUGCUGCGGUUCCACGCGGGCCCGCCCUACGAGGACAUCGCGUUCAAGAUCGUCAACCGCGAGUGGGAGUACUCGUACAAGCGCGGCUUCCGCUGCCACUUCCACAACAACAUCUUCCAGCUGUGGUUCCACUUCAAACGCUACCGAUACAGACGUUGAAUACAUUGCACUUGUUCAUAUUGCA